GACAUGAAAAAAAGCAUAAGAAGCAAGUUUCAAAUCACAUCGUUAGGCCCAUAGCCGCUUGGCGCUGUCGUCUUCGUCUUCGUCUUCGUCCUCUUUCACUUCCUCUCAUUUGUUACUCCUUUUUAUUAGUGGAGAAUUCGCUGGAAGUUGAAUAUUAUCGAUUCCUCGAUGGAGGAGAUAUGGGUGAUGAUCACAGUAAAGAGAUAAGACGUUCGUCUUCGAUUCCAAGUGAAAAUGCUGAAGCUAGGAUGAAGUUUGCGUCGGUGGAUGCUUUAUCAGAGUUAGUGUGGUCUCCUCGCAACGGCCUUAGCCUUAGAUGUGCUGAUUUUAGUCUCACGGGUAAAGCGAAACUACUCUCUCCUAGUGUCUUUGAUGAUAUAGCACAAACCGACAACAACAUGGAGUCUCAUUCCAAAAGCAAUCAUAGUAUCCAACACCAAGAAGAAGGAGAAGCCGGUUACCGUAUAAACAAAGCGUGUAGCGGAAGGAGUAAUGAAAAGAACAGAGCAUUGUCAGGGGUUGGUGGUUCAGGUGAGGAUACCAAACCUGAAAGAGAAGAGAUGGAUAAGGAUAAGGUUGAAACCAAUGAUGAUUUUGAAGAAGCAGAGACAAGAGUAGGAACUUCCAAAAGAUCUUUAGAUAGUCCAAGAGGUAUUAGAGGAGAAACCGAAGCUUUGUUGGCAAAUGAACAGUUGAGGUUGGAUAGAGCUGGAUCUCAAGAGGAACCUAGAGAUGUUGAUGCUGACCCUGUAGAAGCAACGGAUGAGAACGACCUCCCAAGUCCUGAUAGUAAGGCGCUGGUGGCAUGUGAGAGCAAAGGGGAAUGCUUGCCGCAAGAUGAGACAGAUGCUGAAAAGGCCGGACCCAGUGGGUGUCUUACCAAAGCAAAAGGGAAAGAAAAAGUUUUAUCUGAUGGAAACUCUGAUGAGGAUGAGAGUUUUGGGAGUGUAGAAAGUUGCAACAGUGCUGGUUUGCUCUCAAAGAAAAGACCAGGAUUUGAGCAGCAGCUCAUUCUUGGAACCAAACGGCUCAAAACUCUUGGCCAAGAAUGUUUGGAAUCAACAACAUCGAAGCUCAAUAAUCAAGAUAGUUCCUUUGUGAAUUGGAUAUCAAACAUGACUAAAGGAAUCUGGAAAGGUAAUGAAGCAGACAAUUCUCCUCCUUUUGUGGCUCUUACCACCACAUCAGAUGCUAAUGGUCAACAAGUAAUGAGCGGAUGCAGAAACACCGGUUUCCAGUCUUUUUUCCAGUCUAUAUAUUGUCAGAAGAAAAGUGAUCAAGGCGACGCUGUCCUGAUGAUUUCCUCAGACAAUGCUUCUUUACAGGAACCUCCUGAACAAUGUCUCAAUACUAAAGGAAAUCACGUGUCUUCAUCUGGCACAGUUAGAUUAAACCAGACGAGAGAAAUGUUUCACGACGAUAAAGAGCCAAACAUCUCUUUGUUACCACCUCUUAGUAAGUCUAAGCCGCCGAGUGGUGAAGGAGAUGAGAAGAUUGUUCAAUCUUUAACCAACAAGAACUCUGGUCUCGAAAGUUUGUGGAUAAGCCGGUUCUCUUCUAAAACUUCUUUCCCUCAGAAACAAGAUCUCAUCACUAAGGAAGUGGCCAAUGUUUCAUCCUCAGAUGCGGUUAAACCCCUGAUUCUUCCCAUAAUAUCUUCACUGAGAGUAGAGUCUUCGGAAGCAAUGGCUUCUUUGUUGGCAAGAAGAUUAGAGGCAAUCAAACACAUGCUGCUGCCUACAGGAUCUUUAGCUGAGUACACAGAGGAAAGAGAUAGGAAUCUAAUCUGUUUCUACUGCGGUAAAAAGAGUCACCGUUUACAGGAAUGUUUGGAAGUAACUGACACUGAGCUCAGAGAUCUCGUCCGGAACAUAAGUGCUCGGAACGGAAGAGAAGAAGCUUCAACUCUAUGCAUUAGAUGUUUUCAGCUAAGUCACUGGGCUGCAACAUGCCCAGAUGCUCCUCCACCGUACAGUUUAGGACCUGAAGAUAGAUCUGUGAAGCACUCUUUGGCUUCUACCUCUGGGCCGAAACUGCCUUUCAGCGGUUUCACAGACGUACCAGAGGCGGUCUUUGAAGCUGUUCAAGUGCUUCGGUUGACCCGCACGGACGUUCUCAAAUGGAUAAACAGCAAGAAGCCUGUAUCGGGUCUUGAAGGGUUCUUCUUGAGAUUAAGGCUGGGGAAAUGGGCAGAAGGGCUUGGAGGAACCGGGUAUCACGUAGCCCGCAUUGAAGAUGCCACAGAUGGACAAAGCUCAAAGCAACAUCCAGUGAAAAGCUCAGUCUCGGUCAAAGUUGGAGGGAUGGUUUGCUUUGUUGAGUCUCAGUUUAUCUCAAACCACGACUUUCUUGAGGAGGAGUUGCUGGCAUGGUGGAAGAGCGCUGGAAAAAGUGCCGGGAAACGUGGAGGUGACGAUAUCCCGAUGGCAGAGGGACUUAGUCGGAAAAUUCAGCAGAGAAAGAUGUUAGGCAUUUAGGAUAUUUGUUAAACAGAUAAUACAGUGCUUGUUUCGAGGAAACCUGCGUAUUUAUUUAUUUAAAUAUAGGUUUUGUAUCUUUUUGUAAUCUAUACGUUUAUCUUUUGGGUUGGUGGAGGAAUGUGAGAGUAAACCUUUUGGCCGA
Messenger RNA from Raphanus sativus (radish), 2622 nucleotides. RefSeq lists its product as uncharacterized. The transcript has 7 exons. The coding region runs from base 180 to 2477 and encodes 765 amino acids. The record is from RefSeq and is a predicted model, not a curated record. Lineage: Eukaryota; Viridiplantae; Streptophyta; Magnoliopsida; Brassicales; Brassicaceae. Gene Ontology annotation, molecular function: zinc ion binding; DNA binding.